This is a messenger RNA of Prunus dulcis (almond), 854 nucleotides long. RefSeq names its product E3 ubiquitin-protein ligase RNF128-like. Bases 179 to 637 code for a protein of 152 amino acids. The record is from RefSeq and is a predicted model, not a curated record. NCBI's taxonomy places the organism in Eukaryota, Viridiplantae, Streptophyta, Magnoliopsida, Rosales, Rosaceae. The transcript is spliced from 2 exons.
AGUCUCCUCUUUCACUUUCUUAGAUUAUGUGCCCACCAAGUCCCUGACGUGCCCAAAUUGACUUGAAUUAAUGCCUUCGGUUUUCCUUUCAGAGUGUAUAAUUGAGGAAGAUGAUUAUGUGCUCAAAAAGAUGAUAUAGCUCUUCUUGUUUUUGUCACAAUAGAAGUAAACAAAAAAGAUGGCUGGGCUUGGAAGGUUUCCUGGGGUAGAUCUGCCUCCAAGAAGAAGAAAACCAACCCACCGUCAUGAAAGUUAUGCCAAGUAUAGAGAAGCACCACCGCUGAGGGAAUGGCUGGAGCCAUCCGUGAACCAAGUGACCUCCAUGGAUUUGGAUGAAGCAACUCACAAAGCUCGCAGCAGGCUAGAGAAGAGGCUUGGCUAUUGCAGACCCUCCUCAAGAAAAGAUGCUGCAAUGGGUUCAAAUUCAAAAGGAUUGGGCAGGUCAUGGGGCUUCUUCUCUGUGAUCAGCAGAAAUGUAACAGCAGACAGAGAGGUUUGUGCUAUUUGCUUAGAAAGUUUUGAGGCAGGAGAGCAGGCCAUGGACCUCAGUUGUGCCCAUAAGUUCCACUCCAAUUGUCUUCUGCCAUGGCUUCAUGCCCAUCCAGAUUGCCCUUAUUGUAGGACCCCUGUUUCUUAAUAUUCAAUCAAGCAGAAACAGCCAUCCAGUUCCAGAUUCCAGAGCUAGCUGCAGGGCAUGGCUGCAUCAUGCACGCCCAUUCUGUAAAGAUGGUUUCACAUGCUUGGUUGUAUCAGCAAUCUUGUUUCAUGUGUUAAAUAAUGUGCAGUACUUACUUGUAAGAUUUAUAGUUUGCUGAAAGAUGUUAUUUUUCUAGGAUUAUUGCCCAUUUGCCUUA